AUACCGUAAUGGUAAAUGGUAAAUAAUGGUGUAACAGCCUACAAUUUCCUUGACAUUUUGUUUUCAUUAUUGUGAUAGGCUCACUAUUUAUUUUGCCGGGACGCCGUACCGGACCGUACCGCCUUACUUUCACCCCUGGGGUUAGUGAGGUUUACGGUAGGGACGUCCCAAAUAUCCCAGAUAACACUGAGGAAGUAGUGGGGGCGGGCCGUUACUAACCAGUGCACCGCGCAGGAACUCUGGCAACAGCUACAGCGGAGGAUUGGAGCAUAGGAAUACUGCCAGCGAAAUAACAACAGAGAAAGAUAGCUCUCGGAAUACAGUAUAGAAGAUGGCAGUGAAUGUGCACGCCACGUCUGUGUCCUGUGACACCCUGAGCAGACACGAUAUGCUGGCCUGGCUCAACGAUUCCCUACACCUCACCUACACCAAGAUAGAACAGCUCUGCUCGGGUGCAGCGUACUGUCAGUUCAUGGACAUGCUGUUCCCAGGCUGUGUCCUGCUCAAGAAGGUUAAGUUCCAGGCCAAGUUGGAACAUGAGUUCAUACACAACUUCAAAGUUCUCCAGGCUGCCUUCAAGAGGAUGGGAGUCGACAAAAUAAUUCCUGUCGAGAAGCUCGUAAAAGGAAAGUUCCAGGACAACUUUGAGUUCGUGCAGUGGUUCAAGAAGUUCUUCGACGCCAACUACGACGGGAAGGAGUACGACCCUCUACAAGCCAGACAGGGGCAAGACAUGGCUCCCGCCCCCAAUCCAGGUGAUCACUUUUCCCACAGACCCAAGAGAACUCAUGGUCCUCCAGGCCCCCAGAGGAUGUCGCCCACAGUGCCCAAGAUAAUGCCAGCGCCCCAGAGGGUGCUGAACACCACCGUGCAUGUGAGGAAGACCCCGGCUCUGGCGCGGAAUGGGGGCAGCGACGCGGAACUCAUGGAGCUAAAUCAACAGUUGAUGGAGCUGAAGUUGACAGUGGACGGACUAGAGAAGGAGAGAGAUUUCUACUUCAGUAAGCUGAGAGACAUUGAGCUGAUCUGUCAGGAACACGAGACUGACACCAACCCUCACCUCUCCAGGAUCAUGGACAUUCUCUACGCCACAGAGGACGGCUUUGCUGCUCCAGACGAUGACGAGAUUGAUGAACAGGCCCACUUGGACCAGGAUGAAUACUGAGCCUCUCAUACCUUCUGUCCAUAUUCCCCCUCUCCCUCCUCUAAACCAUUAUGUCCAUCCAUAUUCACCCUCUCUCUGCCUCUCUCCUUUGUCCCUCUCUCUGUUUCUCUCUCUCUCUCUCUCUCUCCUUUGUCCCUUUUUUUGCACACUAUAAAUACCUCUAUCAUAUUCCUGUUCUCUCUCUCUUUUCCUCUCUUCCUCUUUCUUCAUAUUUAUAUAUGUUUGUCUCCCUCUCUUCCCCCUGACUAUCUAUUGUACAUACACCUCUACUUCUCAGUGUCCUAAGCUACUCUUCCCUCCCCCCUCCCCAAUGACACAGUAGAGGCAACAAUAACAGAACAUAUCCUAGUCGUUCCAGCAUGGCACAUAGUAUAACACAGAAAAAUGAACAAAACCAAUGUGAUAUUCAUGGGGAUGUUAGGCCUACACAAUUCAUUCAGAGUUGUAAAUAUGUUUUUUUUUUUUUAAAGGAAUGGUUUUGAAAUAAGGUAGUUGUCAGAAUGCAUUUGUUAGUUUGUUUUUUGGUUUGACUCGUGCUUUUUCGAAACCUCAUUUUGGGUUUGUUCCAGAGUAUAAAAAGCACCUUGUGCAUGUUACUGUAUUACAGGUUACCCGUUACCACAAGAGUCACACUUAGACUCUAACAAAAUGGUCUAUGACAACAAAUUAUAUUUCAUUUGUCAAUAUUUUCUUAUUUAUUGAUUUGAUUUAACAAAUAGUAGAACAAUUGAUGCAAAAUGUAUGAAAAUUAAACAAUACUGUAAUUUGUGCUGAUGGCAGUUUAAGAAGCUUUUUCUUUUAGUUGGUGGCAUGUAGUAACAUCAAGGGAAAACACGUAAAAAAGGAAAUUGGUAUAGAAAUGAUCAUUUAGGGCAUAGGAUAUGAUCAAUGCACUUUGACUACUCAUUCUUGAUUAGCUGUAUCUGAGCAUGAGAAUGUUACAAAUUGACAGUGAAUGGGCAAUAUAUUUGUUAGCUAUUUUAUGUGCAGAUUUUGUCUUCCGUCAGAAGUGUCUGGUUAAAUGCCAUGGUAUUUAUUAUGUAUAAUGAGUUUGAACUUAAUUUGGUAUUAACAAUACCUGAGGUACUAUGUAGGCUGACAUUAUGGCAGUAAAAUAUAUUUUUUAAUUUAAAUGUAAAAAUGUGUUAUUUGAAGCUGGAAUCCGUAAUGGUGAAACUGACACGUCUGUUUACGAUAUAUACAAAAAUGCCAAAAAUAAGUUACUUCAAACAACGAAAACAUUUUCACGAUGCUGGAAGCUCCUCCCUUUCAUAAUUAGAACAAUAACAAACAUGCUGGGGCGAACAGUGGUGCCGUUUUCCCAUAUGCGGAUUUCAGCUUUAAAGGAGCAUGAAAAAAACGAUUUACUUUGAUUUGAUCAUAUCACGUUUCUGUUGCUUAAUUUUGCUAUGUUUGUACUUUUGGUUUGCUAUAAUAUAUUGCGCAGCUGUAGUCUUAGGAAUUGCAGGUUGAGUUUAGGCAACAGUGAAGUCAGAGUUUACGUCCCAAAUGGCACCCUAUUUCGUAUAUCGUGCACUACUGGUCAAAAGUACUGCACUAUAUAGGGAAUAGGGUGCCAUUUAGGAUAUACUGAGUUAGUUAGGGGUCUAUGACCAGUUCAAAAUGAUGCUGGUCGUCAUGAGCAUCAUAAGGAAUAUAAGUCAUUUCCCCUGUACUUCUGCCUUUACAAUGCAAACAGCCAUCUGCAAUAGAAUUUGACCUGCAUUCUCUCUCGUGCGUUGACUGUAUACCAUUGUUUGCAUAACUCUCAUCUCUUUGAGUUUUAUUAAGUAAAUAAACUAUUGUGAAAUAA
Messenger RNA from Salvelinus fontinalis (brook trout), 2978 nucleotides. RefSeq names its product microtubule-associated protein, RP/EB family, member 3a (gene mapre3a). The transcript has 7 exons. Gene Ontology annotation, biological process: spindle assembly; protein localization to microtubule plus-end; regulation of microtubule polymerization or depolymerization. Gene Ontology annotation, cellular component: microtubule plus-end; spindle midzone; microtubule organizing center. Bases 332 to 1165 code for a protein of 277 amino acids. Gene Ontology annotation, molecular function: microtubule plus-end binding. NCBI's taxonomy places the organism in Eukaryota, Metazoa, Chordata, Actinopteri, Salmoniformes, Salmonidae. The record is from RefSeq and is a predicted model, not a curated record.